AUGAUCUGGUGGCUACUAGUUGCUUUUUGUUCUUUGAGCCAUUCUGAGCUUCUCUCCACAACUAUUGGUAGGUAUAAGGUUCAAGUUGGUGCAGCUCAACUCCAUCACAGGAACGAGAAAUGCGGAGCUCCGACAGAGAUUCAUUCCACCCGCAGAAUCGGCAGUCAACUCGGGGACAAAGUUCAUGUUCUCCUUCCUGAACAGUCACCUGGCGUAAGUUCUACCCGUAUAUUCAACUAUUGAUGAAGUAGUUCUUUGUUGCCCAACGACACGGAGAUCCUGACCGUCAGUGUCACGAAUCCCUCCGCCAGCAGCGCUAACAUUGUUAUCACUUCUCCAUGGCCUGGAUUCCAUCAAAUGAGCUUUUCUGUUGCUUCUGGAGCGUCGCAAAUGGUAGGUUCACUUUCGAAUGAAUACAAUAGUUUAUUGCUUUUUGUAUUUUCUUCAUUUUCUAUAUAAGGUCACGAUCAAUCCACCUUCAAUCCAAACCAACUACAUGGAUCCUGAAUUUGAAAGUGUCGUCAUAGAGAACAAAACUCUCACUCUGAUUUCUUCUCAGCCGGUUUUCGUCGUCACGAGUAAUACUCACGCCGAUCUCGACCACAUGGACAAGUAUUCGGUUAUACCGGUGGGUAGAAUAACUUGAAAAAAUUAUAACCCUCAACUUCCAUUUUCAGGUCUGUCAGCUUGGCCAGGAAUAUAACAUCGUGGGCGACGAGUCAAGCAUGGCCAGCCGUUUGAAGUCGUCGAACAUCUUCACCGUCAUCGCCACCAUAGACAACACGGUGGUCUCCAUCCUUGACUACCGUACUUCGGGACCAAUUAACUACACUAUCAACACUGGACAGCAAGUCUGAACUGCGGAAAGCUCUCAAGUUAUAAUCCAUUUUUGAGGUAACUUUGGCGACGUUCUGGUACACAACCAACAUUGUCAUCUCGGCCAGCAAUCCUGUCGCAGUCAUUUCUGGCGCCGUCUGUGGCUACGGCUACUAUAAUCAGUACGAAUGCAGUCAAGAGGUUCUGGAACUACCUGGAAACAAGACAAACUUCGCUUUUCAGACGGUCAUGCUCUACCCGACGAACAACUACGGACUGCACGUGCCUUACUACAAGUUCCUUCCUGAAGACUUUGGCGAGGUGAUGGUGCUUAUGCAGGUUGGGGAAGGCCAAUACUCUUUCCAUAUUCUGGGAAAACAGGAAAACAACACGAAUGUGUUCGUGGAUGGCGUACAGGUCGUCACUGGUCUGUCUGUCUUCCAAUACAUCAUUUUGCAAUUCCGAACGGGAGGUUAUAUCACAGCCAACAAUCCGAUUUAUGGAUUAGCCGUAGGUUCUCCAGCUAGUCAAGUCGAAGAGGAUCAAAUUUCAGAUUGGAUCAACGAAUGCUAAUAAUCAAUCAGGGCCUUUCUUCGCCCACAUACCUGCUCAAAAAAACUUUAUCAACUCUCCUGUCACAUUCCCGUAGUGCGCAUCCCUUAGAAGCGCUUCAUCUCAUUUAUUCCAGGGUCGCCCAAGCAGACAAUGAAAAGUCGCUGUCCAAUUACGCGAGAGUUGUGACUUUAAUCGGCAAUAUCGGCUUCAUUCAACUGGACAGCUACGUGCCCAAUGGAUUGGUUUACACCAGGUAUGUCGAUAAUCAUUUCAUUCUGAAAAAACUUGCAAAAUUCAGAAUGGGUCGCAGUGAGUUUUACUUCAUCGACAUUCCAGUCCAACCUGGCGUUCACACUGUAUCUUCUCUCAACGGCGGAUUUUUCUCGUUAUUGAUCCAUGUGAAAACUUUUCAUAAGUUUGAGUUCAGGGUAACUGUCUAUGGAUUUGGAACAAUCACAUCUUAUGCAUUCACACCGGAAUUGGAUUUGCAAAGUAAGUCGAUUUUUUUCGAAUUUUUCUGAAUAUUAUUUUUCAGCGUCCGGUUCUUGCUGA
Molecule: messenger RNA, 1923 nt
Organism: Caenorhabditis auriculariae
Lineage: Eukaryota; Metazoa; Nematoda; Chromadorea; Rhabditida; Rhabditidae
Source: the annotation of a GenBank genome assembly